CAUAUAUAUGUCAUGUUUGAAGUCCCGAAAUUGCCGGUAUUAACUUUAAAUAUAAUAUACGACUCAUUUAUUCUUAGGUUUUCUCUUAAAGUCUAACUAUGUUUUUUGCUUAUCGCAUUCCAAUUUGGGAUUUCAAAUACCAAUCCAUAAUUCUAUGAAAGCGAUUCGCAAGGUUUAUCUGCACUCCGUCAUGAUAAAAACCUUGCUAUGGAGUAUUUAACAACAAACUGAACGAGGGUGGUUGAUUCCAUCGCCUCGCCCCUUCACGUUUCUUAAUUGGUGCCCCAAAAACCGACAGAGAACUGAGCGGCACCGAGGCAAAGACGACGAGAUAUGAGAACACCGUCCACUCUAGCACUCGCGGCACCACGAGGGAUGUGUGGCUAUAUGAUUCUAAAUGCAAACUUUUUAAAUACCCUUUACACUGAUUUAAAAUACAAUAGUGUCAUUAUUGAAGUUUUGACAGUAAUGUCACAUGUAAAAUGAUUUUAGUAUCUUUAAUGUGGUUAAAGUUUUGAGUUUAGAGAUAGUAGGUACAGUUGGUAUACGUUGGAACUGUGUUAAGAAUGCAGAGCUUUCAUAGAAUGAAGCUAAUGAUUUGUUUUCUUUUUUCUCAUAAUGUUAUAGUACUCAUAGUUACAGCUUAUCCUAUAGAAAGAAUAGAUCCUGAUAAUUCCGAGUUGAAAGAUGAAAGGCGCUAUCCAAAUGGAACGGUUGUGGGGACAUAUACUUAUAAAGAUAGGGAAGGCAAUCCUGUACAUGUGAAAUACUUUGCUGACGGUUCAAGUUAUGGUGUGGAACUAAAAAGCUUUAAAGUUGUCGAUUCGAAAUCUCCACUUCAACAACAAAAAACGGACUUUUCUGCGAAAACGGGGGAUAUGAAUGUCGAUAAAGGUUUUGGGUUAUUCGAUGAUAAAGCUCAACCGGUCCCUAAAUCAGACUUUGACAUUUAUAUGGAAAACGAGAUUAAGCCAGAAAAAUGCGGCACAGAGAAAGUUCGCGUGUAUUAUGACAAGAACAAUAAAAGAAAAAUAAGAAACGCUUUUAAUCCAAACGAAUCGUUCCGUUCCUGUCAACGUUUUUAA
Pieris rapae (cabbage white) is the source of this 1085-nucleotide messenger RNA. RefSeq lists its product as uncharacterized. The coding region runs from base 567 to 1085 and encodes 172 amino acids. Lineage: Eukaryota; Metazoa; Arthropoda; Insecta; Lepidoptera; Pieridae. The record is from RefSeq and is a predicted model, not a curated record. The transcript is spliced from 3 exons.